Molecule: messenger RNA, 2544 nt
Organism: Drosophila willistoni
Lineage: Eukaryota; Metazoa; Arthropoda; Insecta; Diptera; Drosophilidae
Gene: Qsox1
Product: sulfhydryl oxidase 1
Exons: 2
Coding region: 189-2126 (645 amino acids)
Biological process (GO): protein folding
Cellular component (GO): Golgi membrane
Molecular function (GO): flavin-dependent sulfhydryl oxidase activity; protein disulfide isomerase activity
Source: RefSeq, a predicted model, not a curated record
GAGAUGAGCCUUACGUGCGUGUGUGAGUAUCACGACUAUGAAUGAUUAUACUAAGUGCGUAACUAAUCGCUAAAUGGCAAUGAAACCAUAAAACAUUCCAAAUGCUGAAGUAAAAAAAUUGAUCGUCAGUCAUAUUCGCGUAUCUCACAAAACAACACUGCACAACUUGGACACGGAAACACGAAAAUAUGGUAUUGUCGCAACUGGCACUGGCAGUCUUAACUAUAAUUGAGCUGCGAACGGUUUCCGCUGGCGUCCCACUGCAACGAUAUGAGGCAUUGUUGAAGCAACAAUCUGCCCCCGUUGACGAGUCAUUGGGUUUAUAUGACAAUAAUGAUCAGGUGGUUAAGAUGACAGUGUCCAAUUUUAAUGAAACAGUGCUGGAGCAAUCACGCGGAUCUCUUGUAGAGUUUUACAACACGUAUUGUGGCCAUUGCCGUCGCUUUGCUCCCACCUACAAGGAGGUGGCCCAGGAAUUGCAUGCGUGGCGCGAAGUGGUCAUUGUGGCUGCCAUAGAUUGUGCAGCCGAGGAGAAUAAUGGCAUUUGCCGGGCCUACGAGGUAAUGGGCUAUCCUACUUUACGAUAUAUGGGUCCCGGAUUUCAGCCAGCUGCCAAACAUUACGGUCAGGAUUUGAGUUCACUGAAUGUAAAAGAAAUACGCAGUUUACUGGCUCUUCUUGUGGCUGCCGAGAAUCCCAAGAACAUAACAAACACAUAUUGGCCAAACUUCAAUUAUGUUUCGGAGAAUGACUCCAAGGUCUCUCUUUUUGAAGGCUCCCAUAGUCAGAAAGAAUAUGUGGCUUUGAUUCAUGAACCAGAAAACUCCACAUUGGCCAUUGAAACGGCUUUGUACCUCACUCGGUGGCCCUCGGUAGAAGUUAGACGCAUCUCUGAUACUUCGGUGGCUAACAAAUUUCAACUCGACAGCUCGAAGAGAAGGCAAUUGGCUUUAAUGAAUCGUCAGGGUCAGGUGCAGAUCCUUACAGCCACAGAUGAUACAAGUGUGGGCUUUAAAAAUGCCAUUGAGACGGCCCUUACCAAGGAACAUUUUACUCCGCGUCCUGAAAAGUCUGUUGAGCCCAUUAAACCGGCCGUUGUUCCACCUUCUCCUUACACUGAAGAGAUGAAAUUAACGCUGGAUGAAGUAAAACGUAACAAGCAUUUUGUUUACCAAGCCGAUCUGGAGCAAGCCAUUCGGACCAUUCUGCACAAUGAGGUUCCCAAAGUCAAUGAUAUUGGAAAUGAUCGUCUUUUAGCGCUUCAGCGUUUCCUCACAGUCCUUAAUCGUUAUAAUCCUUUGGGUUUUAAUGGGCGGCAAUUAAUUGGGCAAUUAAAGGAUUAUGUUGUGCAAUUUAAUCAGCAACAAUUGACAGGUAAACAAUUCGAAAUGGAAGUCCAGCGACUUGAAACACUCUAUGGUCCCAUAUAUUCGUCCACUCAUUUUGUGGGAUGCAUCGGCUCGAGUCCCCAUCUACGUGGCUUUAGUUGCUCUUUGUGGACGCUCUUCCACUUCAUGACUGUCCAGGCUUCCCAAAAUGAUGACACAUCUGAUCCCUUGGAGGUUCUGCAGGCCAUGCAUGGUUAUAUUAAAAACUUUUUCGGUUGCACGGAUUGUGCCGAUCAUUUUCAGGCAAUGGCGUCACGUCGUAAAAUCUGGAGUGUACCAAAUAAAGAUGAGGCUAUUCUCUGGUUAUGGGCUGCCCACAAUGAAGUUAAUCAACGUUUGGCUGGUGAUGCUACCGAAGAUCCACAAUAUCCCAAAAUACAAUAUCCUAGCACGUCCAGCUGUGUCCAGUGCUACCGUAAUGGAGCCGAUCAACCGGUAGUCGAGCAUUUAGCAAUAAAUUGGAACAAAGACGCUGUCUUGGGCUUCCUUAAAAACAUUUACAAUCCGGAAUUUGUAAGUCGUUUUGGCGUGCAGAAGGAACUACUUCUACCCGCCACAGCCGAGCAAUUGCGUGAGAAACGGCAGAUAGCAAAUGUCUUUUCCGAUAUGGAUAUGAGGAUGGGAAUGCUUUUGUAUGCCUUUUGCAUUGUAAUGAUGGUUCUGGCCUUUAAACUCUUUGCCUUUAAAGGUGGUUAUCGGAAGAAACCGUAUGGACAUGAUAUGUUAGGCAAGGUAUGAGUUGCAUUCCAUUUUCCUGAUCUCACGCCUCUUUUUACAAAAGUCUUAAUUUUAUAAGCAAAAGAGACAACGGACAUCUACCAUUAAAACAUUUUUACCAUCCCUGCCGCUAAUAUAUUUAAUAUCAAAAAGUGUAUAUAAUUAUCAAAUUAAUAUUAAUAAUCAACAAAACUUCCUUUUAUACAAAUGCUGUGGGAUAUAUGUACCUAUGUAAACGCCUCCGUUUAUAUAGGAAAAUGAAAUUUUUGACGGUUUAAAAUACGUUUUUUUAAAGAAAUUAACUCUUUCUGAAAAAUUAUUAAUGGGCCAACAAAGUUUUGUAUAUAAGUGUAAAGUGAGGCAUUUUCCGUUUGUUUGAUUGUUCAAAUAAAAUCAAGUGGUCUAAAAUUGUUUUACAAGCUUCCAUAUGCAUGUUAAA